Molecule: messenger RNA, 708 nt
Organism: Mesorhabditis belari
Lineage: Eukaryota; Metazoa; Nematoda; Chromadorea; Rhabditida; Rhabditidae
Source: the annotation of a GenBank genome assembly
AUGGCGGCGGUCACGAUUUUGCCAGUUAUCGGAUUUUACACCACCGGUUUCCUCGGGUUUCUUGGAUUCACGGGGAGGUUGCAAUUGCUUUUUGGAAGUUUUCUUGACAUUUGCGAUUCUCGUGAAUGUUUUCUCCUGGAUCAAUUUGGAUUGCAGAUCAUUUCUUAUGGAUUGGGCUUUCAAUUUCUCACUGCUACAGUGAAUUCAGUGAUCGUUCUUGGCUCAACCGCUUACGUUCUUCAAUUUAAAUGCUCACAUAUGAGUGCUCGAACGAGAUAUUUACAGAAGAAAGUCUUCCUCACAAUGAAUGUACAAAUUGGCACCGCCGUUCUCCUAAUGUUUAUGCCACCAUUUAUACUAAUUUUUCGAUACCUUGUCACUGGAAAUUUGUUCAUUGAUUCGGCUGUCUCUAGCAUGGUUCAAAUCAUUUUCUCGAGUCACGGAAUCGGCAGUAAUCUCUGCAUCUUGGCUCUCUACGAUCCGUAUCGAAAAUUCUGGGUCGAGUUCAAAGAUGAACCACGUUCACACUCACAAGAUUCGAAGCCCAAAGAAAUGAAAACGUUGAAACACGACUUGGACCAAUAUUUCACCAAAUGGGAUUUGAGGAAGAAUAUUGACGAAGCCAAAGAUCGGAUAGUGAACAACGAGGCCACCAAAUCCAACGAGAAUGCCCUUGUGAAAGUGAAAACUCUUGAGCCUACAUCAAAA